UGGGGAGGGGGCAGGGGCCCGGCAGAGAGAAACCAUCUGUCUGCCAGAGACCCACCAGCCAGUGGGAACUAAAUGAUUGCUGCCCCUAGUGGCCAUGGGGAAGAAACUGGUGAUGGCCCAGAAGCGGGGAGAGACUCGAGCCCUCUGCCUGGGCGUGGCCAUGGUGGUGUGCGCUGUCAUCACGUACUACAUGCUGGGCACCACGGUGCUACCCCUCUACCAGAGAAGCGUGUGGACUCAGGAAUCCACCUGCCACCUGAUUGAGACCAACAUCAGGGACCAGGAGGAGCUGGAGGGAAAGAAGGUGCCACAGUACCCGUGCCUGUGGGUCAAUGUCUCAGCUGUGGGCAGAUGGGCUGUGCUGUACCACACGGAGGACACUCGUGACCGCAACCGGCAGUGCUCCUACAUCCCCGGCAGCUUGGAUAACUACCAGAUGGCUCGGGCCGAUGUGGAGAAGGUGAGAGCCAGGUUCCACGAACGCCAGGUUUUCUACUGCUUCUCUACAACACGGGAGAAUGGGACGAGUGUUCUGUACCAGCGCCUCUAUGGGCCCCAGGCCCUCCUCUUCUCCCUCUUCUGGCCCACCUUCCUGCUGACUGGCGGCCUCCUGAUUAUCGCCAUGGUGAAACUCAACCGGUCGUUGUCCAUCCUGGCAGCACAGAAGUAGAUGGACCCUCCCAUGC
Castor canadensis (American beaver) is the source of this 686-nucleotide messenger RNA. RefSeq names its product potassium calcium-activated channel subfamily M regulatory beta subunit 1 (gene Kcnmb1). NCBI's taxonomy places the organism in Eukaryota, Metazoa, Chordata, Mammalia, Rodentia, Castoridae. Gene Ontology annotation, biological process: detection of calcium ion; potassium ion transport. Gene Ontology annotation, molecular function: calcium-activated potassium channel activity; potassium channel regulator activity. The record is from RefSeq and is a predicted model, not a curated record. Gene Ontology annotation, cellular component: membrane; voltage-gated potassium channel complex.